Messenger RNA from Aspergillus lentulus, 261 nucleotides. NCBI's taxonomy places the organism in Eukaryota, Fungi, Ascomycota, Eurotiomycetes, Eurotiales, Aspergillaceae. The record is from RefSeq and is a predicted model, not a curated record.
AUGAGCUACUACGGAGUCGGAAGCACCACCGAGGACGCAUCCGAGUUCACCGUGGAUCGUCGGAUGCAGCAACCUGAUCCAAGCUGUGACAUCUGCCUAGGCAGCGGCACUUACACCGGAGAGGCCAUGGAACAGGUAGCAUACGCUUGUGAAGAUCAUUGUCAAGGACGAUCCCGACGGUGUGCUGGUUGCGACGGCACGGGCCAGAAAUGGUAUACGAGUGUCUAUGAGACUCAAUUCAAAUGCGACUGCUCCGGCUAA